Pyrus x bretschneideri (Chinese white pear) is the source of this 375-nucleotide messenger RNA. RefSeq lists its product as uncharacterized. The transcript has a single exon. The record is from RefSeq and is a predicted model, not a curated record. The coding region runs from base 1 to 375 and encodes 124 amino acids. NCBI's taxonomy places the organism in Eukaryota, Viridiplantae, Streptophyta, Magnoliopsida, Rosales, Rosaceae.
AUGUCAUUUAUGGUCAUAAAGAGGACCAUAAGUGAGACUGUGAGAGGAGGCAUCACUGCUUGUGACAAAGCAAAGGACUUCAUGGAAGCUGUCGGGGCAAAGUUUAGGGAGUCAGAAAAGGCUGAGAUGGGGAACUUAAUGACCACACUUACAUCUCUCAAGUUCAAUGGAGACAAGAGUGUCAGGGAGCACAUUUUCAAACUGGUCGAGACUGCUACAAAACUCAAGGACUUGGAGGCGCCUGUGGAUGAAGCUUUUGUGGUGCAUAUGGCACUCACUUCACUACCAUCUAGCUUUGAUCAGUUGAAGAUCUCCUAUAAUACACAAAAGGAGAAGUGGACCUUGGAUGAACUCAUAUCCAUUUGUGCUCAGUAG